UUGGUAAUUAUCGAUCAAUCUUCACACCUCGGCGCGGGUCAAUAGACAAGGACAAUGGUUUAUGACAGUGUGUGUUUUCACAUCCAAUUGCGACAGGCUAAUAAUUCAUGAAUAUUCAUGAAGUGAUAUUAUCCAAUCACAGAAAAGAAAGGGCUACGUAAUGGCGUUUGUUUGAGAAAAAUCGGCCGGAAGCUAUUUGUUCAAAAAAUCGUCAAAGUUCACCUUUUCUUACAGAAAAACUACAAGGUUGUGCAAUAUAUAUAUUGACAUCCUAAUGAUGACUUAAACAUCAACUUGAAAUGGCAGGACAGUACCCUGGCCCAUUUUGUGAGGAAGCUGGACUUCUGUCAGCAAAUCCUAUCCACAAUGUGAUAGAACCAAAACCUGAAGGAACCCUCAAACAUGGCCAUAUUAUUGAGCUGAAGAAAUUUGCUGAUGCAUCAAAACUCCCUCUAACCAAUCUCAUUACCUGGCUAAAUCAAAUUGACAAAAAGACAUGUGAAAUUAAACAAGCCACGCUGUCUGUCCGCAUCAAACGUGUUAUUGAAACAAACAAAAAGUUGCUACACAAAAAGAAAGUAGCUGGAUUCAAGACUUCGAACGAGUACCAGAAUUCUCCGUUCAUUCCUUUGACUGUCUCGCUGUCAGGAAACACGACAACCAAAGUUAACAAUAAUGAGACUUGUGUUGAAAAAAGUAAAACUGAAAGUGAAAUGUCUGAUCCAAAGAAAGUUACUUCAAAACAAGAUAAUUAUUCAGAAUUAGAGAAAUGUGUAAGCAAAGAUGCAUUUAACAAAUCCAAAAUGUGUUAAUGAAAACAUUUCAGCAACAUUUGUUAACUUAUUGCACUGUCACUGUGAUAUAUCUAACUUAUUGAAUUUGUUUUAUGUUAUCAUUCAUUUCAUGUAAAAAUGUUGAUUUCUCAUUGAUUUUAUGUAUGUUGUAAAUGUACAAAUAAAAUUUAAAAUA
Molecule: messenger RNA, 969 nt
Organism: Mercenaria mercenaria
Lineage: Eukaryota; Metazoa; Mollusca; Bivalvia; Venerida; Veneridae
Exons: 2
Coding region: 300-812 (170 amino acids)
Source: RefSeq, a predicted model, not a curated record